AAGGGGAGGGUAGCAGGAAGAACUGAGAACUGAGGCUGAGUGCUCAGAGCAGGGCUGGUGCUCGCUGCAGGCUCCGGUGCUUAGUGGAGCCUCAGCCGCCACACUCGGAGCCCAGCGAUGGCCUGGGGGCGGGGCUCAGGCCUCGUUGCUUCCCAGAGGUAGCAGGAUCCCUGUCCUGGGAGGUGUCAGCUCUGACCCAGCCUCCCCAGACACGACUCCGGAGCCUCAUCUCUCUCCGCGCCCUGCUUGGACUGUGCCACAGAGGGCUGCACAGCCCCUUUGGACUUUGGAGAAACCUGGACCAGACCCUGGCCCAGUAGGAUGCCCCCGUGUCCUCCUCAGCAGAGCAGGAACAGGGUGACUCAGCUGCCCACGCCGGAUCUGGGUGAGAUGGAACUGACUUGGCAAGAGAUCAUGUCCAUCACUGAGCUGCAGGGUCUAAAUGCUCCAAGUGAGCCAUCAUUUGAGACUCAAGCCUCAGCUCCAUACUCUGGACCUCCACCACCUCUCUCCUACUGUCCCUGCACUGUCCACCCAGACACGGGCUUCUCCCUUCCUCCACCGCCUUAUGAGCUCCCAGCAUCUAUGUCCCAUGUCCCGGAUCCCCCGUACUCCUACAGCAACAUGGCCAUGCCAGUCUCCAAGCCACUGACCCUCUCAGGCCUGCUCAAUGAGCCCCUCCCAGACCCCUUAGCUCUUCUGGACAUUGGGCUGCCAGCGGGGCCACCCAAGACCCAGGAGGACCCCGAAUCUGAUUCAGGAUUAUCCCUCAACUACAGUGAUGCGGAAUCUCUAGAGCUGGAGGGGACAGAGGCUGGGCGGCGUCGGAGCGAGUACGUAGAGAUGUACCCAGUGGAGUACCCUUACUCACUUCUGCCCAACUCCUUGGCCCACCCCAACUAUGCCUUGCCAUCUGCUGAGCCCCCUCUGGCCUUAGAGCCUUCCCCAGGCCCUGUGCGAGCUAAGCCUACUGCACGGGGGGAGGCGGGGAGUCGGGAUGAGCGUCGGGCUCUGGCCAUGAAGAUCCCCUUCCCAACAGACAAGAUCGUUAACUUGCCUGUAGAUGACUUUAAUGAGCUUUUGGCACGCUACCCUCUGACGGAAAGCCAGCUGGCACUAGUUCGGGAUAUACGACGGAGGGGCAAGAACAAGGUGGCUGCCCAGAACUGUCGCAAGAGAAAGCUGGAAACCAUUGUACAAUUGGAGCGGGAGCUGGAACGGCUGGGCAACGAAAGGGAGCGGCUUCUCAGGGCCCGAGGGGAAGCUGACCGCACCCUGGAGGUCAUGCGCCAACAACUGGCAGAGCUCUACCGUGACAUUUUCCAGCACCUUCGGGAUGAAGCAGGCAACAGCUACUCCCCUGAAGAGUACGCACUGCAACAGGCUGCAGAUGGGGCCAUCUUCCUGGUGCCCCGGGGGGUCAAGGUGGAGGCCACAGACUGAGCACCCCAAGUGGUGGGAGAUAUGAGAGGGAUUUCCCGUAUUUCCUUAGGAUAAAGGUACUCCCCAGCCUCCAGACUAAAAGGUGCUAAAUUCUGUAGACCAAGCAGACAACAAGGGGAACCCCAGCAUCUGGAAGUUCUGAGGUGUGCUCAGUGAGGCUAGGGGAGGGACUUAGCUUCCCAGCCUGACCUUUUUCCUCUUGUCUAGGCUUUGGUCCAUAAAGAGUUCUACAGAAAUAGGUUUUUACUGUGUCUUCCUCCUACCCCUCCCUUGUUUUAGCCUUUUUUGAGACAGGGGUUUGCUACACAGUUCAGGCUGGCCUUGAGCUCACUAUGUAGCCCAGGUUGGCCUGGAACAUGCAGUGAUUCCUCUGCCUCAGCCACUGGGAUUACAGGUGUGUGCUGGGAUUACAGGUGUGUGCUGCCACCAAAGUAAAAAUACACUCAGCCCACACUGCAGGCUGUCCUCGUGGGAUUCCUUAUAUUAAUGAAGUGCUGUCAGACUUGUCUAAAUCUUCACUUGGUUUUUUUUUGUUGGUUUGGUUUUUAAAGACAAGGUCUCACUGCACAGCCCAUGGACCUGAAUUUGUAGUGAUCCUAACUGCCUUUGCCUUGGCCUCCCCAGUGCUGGGAUCAUAGACAUGCACCACCACAUCCGGCCUUGAAUUCUCACUAUAUAAAGCAGGCAAGUGGAUUGGAAUUAGGAGAACUCACAAAAAUAAAUAACUGAUAACUACCCUGAUAACCUUUUAAGAGGCAAAACUAGACACUCAGAUUUGGCAUUCUAGGCUCAUCCAAGUUCCAAGAAAAUUCUGGGCACCUGACUAAAAUAUUGGAACAAUAAGGCCAGAAAUAAGGCUUCUCCUUAGCAACAUUUUUUUGAAACUAUUACUUCCCUUUUUGAAAAAAGAAAUGAAGAUUCCACACAGUAUACCACCACUCCUGACAUUUCUUCUACCUUGAGGGAGAUAGAUGCUAAAACUGAACAUUCCUCAGAGAUCAGUGCUAGUUGGGGGAAUUGAGGGUCUUGGACUUCCUAGAUAGUCCAGGCUGACCUCAAACUUGCAAUUCUCCUGCCUCAGUGGCUCCUUACUCCUAAAGCUGGGGGAGCUCUCAAGGCUGACUAAAUCCUCAGUGCAAGAUCCCUGAUGUUAGGUCUCUUCUUUCUCAAAUCUUGGAACAGCAACUAAACAACCACCUAGAAUGUCCACUGGCCUAUGUUUCUGUUCUCUUCCUCUUUAUUCAGCCUAGAUCCUGAUAUGCUAGGGCUCUCUCAGAAGAUGGGGCUACUCUCCAAUGGAAGGAGAGUUUGAUUAGAGCAUAUCACUUGAGCCUUUGGUAAAACCUGCUGUAUGGUGGAAUAAAAUCUGCAUUCCUGUGAA
This is a messenger RNA of Cavia porcellus (domestic guinea pig), 2824 nucleotides long. RefSeq names its product nuclear factor, erythroid 2 (gene Nfe2). The record is from RefSeq and is a predicted model, not a curated record. Gene Ontology annotation, biological process: regulation of transcription by RNA polymerase II. Gene Ontology annotation, molecular function: DNA-binding transcription factor activity, RNA polymerase II-specific; RNA polymerase II cis-regulatory region sequence-specific DNA binding. The coding region runs from base 322 to 1443 and encodes 373 amino acids. Gene Ontology annotation, cellular component: nucleus. NCBI's taxonomy places the organism in Eukaryota, Metazoa, Chordata, Mammalia, Rodentia, Caviidae. The transcript has 3 exons.